AUGCACCUUUUUGUCUGGGCCCUGUGGUCCCUGCUGGGCGUUCUCGGAGCCGUCGCCCAAGCAGCGAACGUGAUGGAAGUCAACCUUGUUUUCCCACGCAACGAGACAUACACGACCGAUCAGCAGAUGCCUGUCAUCUUUGCCAUCCGCAACGCGCAUCUCGGCCCACUCCUCAAGCCCACUGUCAGGUAUCUGAUCUACAACAACUCGGACCUCGGCCAAUCGAUGCCGCAACACGAACAUCAGUUUCUCAACGCCAGUUGGACUGAUCACGAGCCCUACUUUGUGUACACCUUCCUCAACAUGACGGUCGAGGGCUCAUAUCGCGUCCUUUGGAUCACCAGCUGGGCGCACUGCAACGGUACUGGCGAUAGAAUGCGCUUCAUAUCAGACGACAAGACUGAGCUGCUCGACUUCACGAUCCAGAAGGAUACUCCUGCUACCGACCUUGUUGCCUUGACUCUUCCUGGUAGGGGCCAAGCCUGCAACGCCUCUCCUGGGGUCACCAUCAGCAUCACCAACGACACGCUCGCUGCCCCCUUCCCACAUAAUGGAAAUUGUGCGGUGAUGGACCCUGUCACACCUGUAGACGCGAGCUCAGAUCCUUGUCAACUGAGCAUUGAUGAGGCCACGGCCGAAAGGAUCCAGACUACUAUCCAGGAGAGGUUGUGCAGCGGGCUCAUCUCCGAACGCCCAGCCGACUGCCCGGUCAACGAGAAUGCGGCUCAGCCGGGAGCCGCUCAGGGGAUGUGGUGUCUUGCGGCUGUUGGUGGGACCAUGGGACUCCUCCUGGCAUAA
Podospora bellae-mahoneyi is the source of this 798-nucleotide messenger RNA. RefSeq lists its product as uncharacterized. The transcript has a single exon. Lineage: Eukaryota; Fungi; Ascomycota; Sordariomycetes; Sordariales; Podosporaceae. The record is from RefSeq and is a predicted model, not a curated record. Bases 1 to 798 code for a protein of 265 amino acids.